UCAGGGAGCGGUGAGUUGUUUAGGGAGCAGGGAGGGAGAGAGGGGAUACGGUGGGUCCGUGACAUCUAGCUUCCUCAGACGCUUUGGCUUCCCUUCUGCUUCGCUGUUGUGCCUUAUCUCCGCAUAUGUGACUCCCGUGUACAUCUGUGCUGAGAGACACUGACUGUGGUAAGCGACAGUGACUAUGGUGGUAGUCUGUGGCCUGUGAUAUAAGGGUAAAACUGCAGUGGUGGCGUCCACUCCACCACUUGUUCCCCGUCCUGUCCUAUGACUUUGAACUUGUACAUGUGUGGUUUCGGACAGUAAAAGGCAGUAAAGGAUUCCAGUGCUGGCACCCUUCCCUGAGUGUGUGAAAAGCCAGUCACUAGGGAAAUUGCCUGUUAAAUCCUCGUUCCAGCCCGGAGCCCUGUGAUAAAUGCUGCCGCCCCGCCCCGACACCUGUAUUUUCGCACCAAGGGACGGAGCUUGCAGACACGCGUGUUCCGGAAGGCUUACCUGACGAUUGGGGGGAGGGGGGGGCGACGUGGCAAAAAAAAAAAAAAAUAAAUAAAUAAAUAAAAAAUAAAUAAAUAAAUAAAAUGAGUGGAAUCAUUGUAUAUAGUUUAUGAUUUUAUCCAUAUUUCUGCUUAGUGUGACGGUCUGUACACCACUAAACAGACAAAACCAUGAAAAUACAGCAAAAAUUUAAGUUUGUCUCAGUAUGCCCUUCCGUUUUCUAUUUGCCCGUUGUUAUGUGUGUGUGUGUGUGUGUGUGUGUGUGUGUGUCCUGGCGCUAUAUGCAGUUGUCAUGAAUUUAGCUACUCUGACCAGGCCAGAGUCCAGGCUGCCUCCAUGCUUAGAACCGGCCACUCUCCCUUUCUUCCCAGAGGGUCCCUGCAGGACAGGCUGUGGCACGUGCUGCCAGGAGCAGUGUUGCGGUGAAGGCUGUGAGACUAGGCCGCAGCAUGAGUGGCCAGCAGCAACAGCAACAGCAGUCUGCUUCAGGUGUAGGGGGGUGCAGGCAUGGUAGCAAGAAUCACCAGGAGGUUGGCAGCUCCAGCCACAGAGGAGAGGUCAAGUUAGGGUGUCAGCUGUAUGAUAAAACUUUUAAAUGUAGCAAAGGGCUGAGGUACCACCCCAUCACACAGAGCAGUGUUAACGAUUAUGAGUGUGGGAAGAAAUAUACCAGAAAGUCUCAUCUCACCAGACACAUCCUGACACACAUUGGUGUUAGGGAUUAUGAGUGUGAGGAGUGUGGGAAGAAAUUUAUCAGAAAGUCUCAUCUCACCAGACACAUCCUGACACACAGGAGUGUUAGGAAUUAUGAGUGUGAGGAGUGUGGGAAGAAAUUUACCAGAAAAUCUCAUCUCACCAGACACAUCCUGACACACAGUGGUGUUAGGGAUUAUGAGUGUGAGGAGUGUGGGAAGAAAUUUACCAGAAAGUUUCAUCUCACCAGACACUUCCUGACACACAGUGGUGUCAUGAAUUACGAGUGUGGGGAGUGUGGGAAGAAAUUUACCACAAAGUCUUACCUCACCACACACAUCGUGACACACACUGGUGUCAGGAAUUAUGAGUGUGAAGAGUGUGGGAAGAAAUUUACCACAAAAUCUAACCUCAAUACACACACCCUGACACACAGUGGUAUCAGGAAUCAUGAGUGUGAAGAAUGUGGGAAAAAAUUUACCCUUAAGAGUGCCCUCACCGCACACACCCUGACACACAGUGGUGUCAGGAAUUAUGAGUGUGAGGAGUGUGGGAAGAAAUUCAACAGAAAGUAUUCUCUCACCAUACACACACUGACACACAGUGGUGUCAAAAAUCAUGAGUGUGAAGAAUGUGGCAAAAAGUUUCCUAGCAUUGCUUAUCUCAACAGGCAUGCCUUCAGACAUACUGGCUUGAGGGAGUUCAAGUGUGAUGUUUGUGGCAAGUGUUUCAAGACAAAGUCUGACAUUGCUAGGCAUAUGAGGAUCCACUUUUGAGGUGGCUGUACCCUUGCCUGUGGUGGUGGUGGUGGUGUAGUAGUAGUGGCCCCAACACUUUUUGUUGGCAGUACAGGUGUGACAAUAGAUGUGUCUGUAUGGUGAACCUUCGUGUUUAAUUAUCUUUCGUGUAUUUGUGUGUGCAGUGAGUUGUUGUGUUGUGCCUGAGUUCUGUGUAUGUAUUGUAACAAGGUCCCUCCACUCAUCUGCAAGAUUGUGUGGUAUGUGUCACCCCUGUGUCUGUCUGAGGGUCCUGGAGGAUUGAGAUAUAAAUAAAAAUGUGGCAUAUCA
Messenger RNA from Scylla paramamosain (green mud crab), 2255 nucleotides. RefSeq names its product zinc finger protein 100-like. Gene Ontology annotation, molecular function: DNA-binding transcription factor activity, RNA polymerase II-specific. Bases 945 to 1964 code for a protein of 339 amino acids. Gene Ontology annotation, cellular component: nucleus. Lineage: Eukaryota; Metazoa; Arthropoda; Malacostraca; Decapoda; Portunidae. Gene Ontology annotation, biological process: regulation of transcription by RNA polymerase II. The record is from RefSeq and is a predicted model, not a curated record. The transcript is spliced from 2 exons.